AAACGCGGACCGGAAGUGCCUGUGGCGAGUGUGUGCGCUUCGGCGGCUGGCGGCGCUGCCGCCCGGCUCUGUGAGGGGUCGGCGUGGUGCUCUUCCUUCUCAGGGGAGCAUCAAGGAAGACAAGCCCAAGGCCCAAGAUACUGCAUUCCCAGCAGAUGCCUUCCACAAGCCUGUGACAUUUCAGGACGUGGCUGUAGACUUCACACAGGAGGAAUGGGGGCUGCUGGGCCCCACACAGAGGAUCCUCUACCGUGACGUGAUGCUGAGGAACUACAGCAACUUGGUGUCCCUGGGACUUCCCGAUUGCAAACCAGAUGUGAUCUCCAAGCUGGAGCAGUGGGAAGACCCCUGGACUGUGAAGAGAGAUGUCCCAAGAGGUCCAGACUCAGAGCCUGAGCCCCGAGCUGCAUGGCUGCCUCUAGAGAAGGGUGCUCUGUCUCAGGGGCAGAUGACAGUGGGACUCUCAGGGCAGGAUUUCUGGCACACCAUCCAGAAAGAAGUCACAGAACAUGAAGGCCAGGUGGCAGAGAGACAAUGCCAAGCAGUGACACUCAGCCAGGGGAAGAAGAGCCCAGAGUGGAGCUUUGCAGGAACUUUCUCCUGGCACCCAUUCUUCACUGAGCAUCAGUGCAAUCCUCCAAGGGCUCAAGCUCCCACAAGCCACGUUGGCAAAAAGGGCCUCACCUGCAUUUCAGUCCUAGACCAGGGGCACCCCUGCCAAGAAGAGAGACUGUGUAUGGAAGCCCUCAGCUCUCUUCCAGACCUUAGUCACCCUCAAGGAGCUCCCAUUGCGGGGGACACAUUGGUGUGUGGUGGGUGGGGAGAUGCCUUUGGCAAGAACACAUGCCUUGUGGGCUGCCAACAGAUUCCCGAUAAACGGAAGCCCUACCCAUGCGAGGAGUGUGGGAAGGCCUUUGGACAGAGCACACAUCUCGUUCAACACCAGAGAACCCACACGGGUGAGAAGCCGCACACGUGCCAGGAGUGUGGACGGGCCUUCAGCAAGAACUCGUCCCUGGUUAAGCACCAGCGCAUCCACACAGGCGAGAGGCCCUAUGUGUGCAGCCACUGCAGCAAGCACUUCCGAGAGCACUCCUCCCUGGCCAGGCACCAGCGGGUGCACACGGGCGAGAAGCCGUACACCUGUGGAGAGUGUGGGCGCGCCUUCAGCCAGAGCACUCACCUCCUGCAGCACCAGCGAGUCCACACUGGGGAGAAGCCGUUCGCCUGUGGUGAGUGUGGCAGAGCCUUUGCCGACUCCUCAGCCCUCCUGGUCCACCACAGAAGCCACACGGGAGAGAGGCCGUAUGAGUGCUGCACGUGCUGCAAGGCGUUCAGCCUCAGCUCCUCGCUGGCCGAGCACGAACGCUGCCACACAGGAGAGAAGCCGUACGCGUGCCGGCAAUGUGGGAAAGCCUUCAGCCAGAGCUCCUCCCUCAGCAAGCACCUGAGGACACACACGGGUGAGAAGCCGUACGCGUGCGGGCACUGUGGCCGUGCUUUCAGCCAGAGCUCCUCCCUGGCCAAGCACCAGCGGGUGCACACGGGCGAGCGGCCCUACGCGUGUGGGGAGUGCGGGAAGACCUUCAGCCAGGGCUCCUACCUGAGCCAGCACCUCAAGAUCCACAGCGGCGAGAAGCCAUUCAUAUGCGGUGAGUGCAGGAAACCCUUCGGCGAUUCUUCAGCCCUAGUCCUGCACCAGCGGGUGCACACGGGCGAGCGGCCCUACGCGUGUGGGGAGUGCGGGAAGACCUUCAGCCAGAGCAAGUUCCUCACCCAGCACGAGAGGAUCCACACUGGGGAGAAGCCCUUUGUGUGUGGCGACUGUGGAAGGGCCUUCGCGCAGAGCUCCUCCCUCACCCUCCACCGCAGGACACACACUGGGGAGAAGCCUUACACGUGCGACGAGUGCGGCAAGGCUUACACCCAGGUGUCGCACCUCACUGAGCAUUACCGGGUGCACACGGGGGAGCGGCCCUACGUGUGCAGUGUGUGCAGCAAAGCCUUCAGCCGUGGCACACACCUCAUGCAGCACCAGCGUGUCCACGCGGGCGCCAAGCCCUUCAUGUGCAGCCUGUGCCGGAGAACCUUCCGCGAGGCUGCGGCCCUCAUUCUGCAUCAGAGGGUUCACGCUGCACAGAAGCCCUCUGAGUGUCACACAUGUGAGAAGGACUUCAGCCAGAGCAGAUCUCUGGUCCAGCAUCGGAAAAUUCAUUCCCAGGGGACACCAUGAGUGCAGUGAGUAGCAGAAAACCCUCGGCGGCUGUUCGGUUCUCAUCCGCCAGUGAACUGGGGGUGUGCCAAGCAUGGCAGACACCUGCCUGUCCUUGGUGUGGUGUUCUUCAUCCAGCGGAGGGCCCUGUGAGUGUCAGGAACUCGGGGCCAGUGCAGAGCAGCCCCCUUACCCAUCAUACGCUUCUCUCUGCAGGGUCACCCGGUUGGGUGAGAAAGCCAGAGUGAGCCUUCAAGGGGAGCAACAGCCCCUCCCAUUUUCCAUCAUACAGGUUCCCACAGACAUCCACCAGGUGGUAGGAGAGAUCCACAGGUGUGGACGGUCUUCUCGGCAGGCCUGAACAGAGCUCAUUUCAGUUUUUGCCAAGGCAAAAAUGAAAUUAAAAAAAAAACAAAAACGUGAAAAGAUGCUUUUUCGGGGCACCUGGGUAGCUCAGUCUG
Molecule: messenger RNA, 2673 nt
Organism: Leptonychotes weddellii (Weddell seal)
Lineage: Eukaryota; Metazoa; Chordata; Mammalia; Carnivora; Phocidae
Biological process (GO): regulation of transcription by RNA polymerase II
Molecular function (GO): RNA polymerase II cis-regulatory region sequence-specific DNA binding; DNA-binding transcription factor activity
Source: RefSeq, a predicted model, not a curated record